Glycine soja is the source of this 1350-nucleotide messenger RNA. Its product is annotated as GDSL esterase/lipase At1g29670-like. NCBI's taxonomy places the organism in Eukaryota, Viridiplantae, Streptophyta, Magnoliopsida, Fabales, Fabaceae. The record is from RefSeq and is a predicted model, not a curated record. The transcript has 5 exons. Bases 45 to 1193 code for a protein of 382 amino acids. Gene Ontology annotation, molecular function: hydrolase activity, acting on ester bonds.
CACACCACCCUACUACAUUCCCACCUUUAGUCUUGUUCUUAGAGAUGGCUUGUGAAACCAAGUCAUGGUUGGUUAUGUUUCUUGUUUUCUUGGUUGCUAAUUGCAUGCAACAUUGUGUCCACGGGGUGUCUCAAGUGCCUUGCCUUUUUAUCUUUGGGGACUCUAUGUCUGAUAGUGGAAACAACAAUGAACUUCCAACCACUUCAAAAUCUAAUUUCAGACCAUAUGGGAUCGACUUUCCAUUAGGACCAACUGGGAGAUAUACCAAUGGCCGAACAGAAAUUGACAUAAUCACUCAAUUUCUGGGAUUUGAGAAAUUUAUCCCACCCUUUGCAAACACUAGUGGUUCAGACAUACUUAAAGGUGUUAACUAUGCAUCAGGUGGAUCUGGUAUACGCAACGAAACUGGCUGGCAUUAUGGUGCUGCUAUCGGCUUGGGAUUACAGUUAGCAAAUCACAGAGUCAUAGUAUCUGAAAUUGCUACCAAACUUGGAAGUCCUGACUUAGCUCGACAAUACCUUGAAAAAUGCUUGUAUUAUGUGAACAUAGGCAGCAAUGAUUACAUGGGCAAUUACUUCCUUCCCCCGUUCUACCCAACAAGCACCAUUUAUACCAUUGAGGAGUUUACACAAGUUCUGAUUGAAGAGUUAUCUCUGAAUUUACAGGCUUUACAUGACAUUGGAGCAAGAAAGUAUGCCUUGGCUGGGUUGGGCCUUAUAGGAUGCACCCCAGGUAUGGUGAGUGCUCAUGGGACAAAUGGAUCAUGUGCUGAAGAGCAAAAUCUCGCUGCAUUCAAUUUCAAUAACAAGCUUAAAGCUCGAGUGGAUCAAUUCAACAAUGAUUUCUAUUAUGCUAAUUCCAAAUUCAUCUUUAUAAACACUCAAGCAUUGGCCAUUGAGCUUCGCGAUAAAUAUGGUUUUCCGGUUCCGGAAACUCCUUGCUGCCUACCGGGAUUAACAGGGGAGUGUGUUCCUGAUCAAGAGCCGUGCUAUAAUAGGAAUGACUAUGUGUUUUUUGAUGCUUUCCAUCCCACCGAGCAAUGGAACCUACUCAAUGCAUUGACAUCUUAUAAUUCUACCACUAAUUCAGCCUUCACUUAUCCAAUGGAUAUCAAGCACCUUGUUGAUCAUGAAAUUAAGACGGAAUUGGAGCUCACAAAUGAGUCCACUUCACAACUUAGUGCCACUGAAUAAGUUCUGGUUAUCAUGUAGUCGUUCAUAUGGAGUUGAAAUAAUUGUGAGUUGAAUAUGUAUUAAGUAAUGGCCUGCCACUGAAUUGAACGACAAAGUGGAAUGAAUCAAGUGAAUAAAUUGGCUAUCCUGCCUCGAAUAUGAUCCAAUUUGUAUUGAA